Messenger RNA from Didymosphaeria variabile, 288 nucleotides. It is a transcript of the gene TIM11, whose product is annotated as F1F0 ATP synthase subunit e, mitochondrial. Gene Ontology annotation, molecular function: proton transmembrane transporter activity. The transcript is spliced from 3 exons. The coding region runs from base 1 to 288 and encodes 95 amino acids. Gene Ontology annotation, biological process: proton motive force-driven ATP synthesis. Lineage: Eukaryota; Fungi; Ascomycota; Dothideomycetes; Pleosporales; Didymosphaeriaceae. The record is from RefSeq and is a predicted model, not a curated record.
AUGUCUACUUCCGUGGGGGUUAACGUUCUCCGAUGGGGUGCCCUGGCCACCGGCGUCUUCUACGGCCUCUACAACCAGGUCUCGAUAUCGUCGCGUGAGCGAUUGCAAGCUAAGCAAAGGGAAUGGGAACACCAUGAGUCUUUGAUCCAGCAGGCAAAGGCUGAGUGGGCGAAGACACAUCCAUCAGAACAGCCCAAGGCAUCUUCAUCUUCCAGCGCAGCGAAAGUAGACCCCAAGGACCCCAACGCCGAUUUGAACGCUCUCCUCGGUAUUACGGACGAGAAAUAA